Molecule: messenger RNA, 1454 nt
Organism: Oryza sativa Japonica Group (Japanese rice)
Lineage: Eukaryota; Viridiplantae; Streptophyta; Magnoliopsida; Poales; Poaceae
Product: GDSL esterase/lipase At5g45910
Biological process (GO): lipid metabolic process
Molecular function (GO): lipase activity
Source: RefSeq, a predicted model, not a curated record
GUCUCGCGUCGUCACUGAGCUGUGGCGUUGCGAGUGAUGGCGCGGCGAGGAGGCGCGCUUGCCGCCGCCGCCGUCGACGUCGUCGGCAGCGUGCUGGUGGUUUGCUGCCUCUGCUGGUGCGCCGUGCAGCCGGCGUUGGCCGGUGGCGUCGGCGGCGGCGGCGGCGAUGGUGGGAUGAGGUGCAAGUACAACGCCAUGUUCGUGUUCGGGGACUCGCUGGCGGACACGGGGAACAUCUGCGUGAACAAGUCGGCGGCGGCGACGCUGCUGCUGACGUUCGCGCAGCCGCCGUACGGGAUGACCUACUUCGGCCACCCCACCUGCCGCUGCUCCGACGGCCGCCUCGUCGUCGACUUCCUCGCGCAGGAGCUGGGGUUGCCGCUGCUGCCGCCGUCGAAGCGGAGCGCCGGCGGCGGCGACUUCCGGCGAGGCGCCAACAUGGCCAUCGUCGGCGCCACCGCCCUCGACUUCGACUUCCUCAAGUCCAUCGGCCUCGGCUACCCGAUCUGGAACAACGGCGCCAUGAACGUCCAGCUCCAGUGGUUCCACCAUCUUCUCCCCUCCAUCUGCGCCACACAACCACAGGGUUGCAGAGCCUACUUGUCCAAGUCACUCUUCCUGUUCGGCUCGCUCGGCGGCAACGACUACAACGCCAUGCUGUUCUUCGGCUUCACCGUCGAUCAGGCCAGGAAUUACACGCCCAAGAUCGUCGACACCAUCAUCACCGGCGUCGAGAAGCUGAUUGCGAUGGGCGCGGCGGAGAUCGUGGUGCCGGGGGUGAUGCCGGUGGGGUGCUUCCCGCUCUACCUGACCAUGCUCCGGAGCAGCAACGAGUCGGACUACGACGAGCACGGAUGCCUCCGGCCGCUCAACGAUCUGGCCAUCCACCACAACGCGCUGCUGCAGGCGAGGCUCGCCGGACUCCAGGCCAGGUACAGGUCGGCGGCGGCGGCGGCGCCGGCGCCGGUGAGGAUCAUGUACGCCGACUACUACACCAUGGUCGCCCAGAUGCUGCACACGCCGGCGCGCUUCGGGUUCAGGAGCGGGAUGACGGCGUGCUGCGGCGCCGGCGGCGGGGAGUACAACUACGAGUUCGAGGCGCGGUGCGGGAUGAAGGGCGCGGCGGCGUGCCGUGACCCGUCGAGGCACGUGUGCUGGGACGGCGUCCACACGACGGAGGCGGCGAACCGGCUCGUCGCCGGCGGCUGGCUCAGGGGACCCUACUGCCACCCUCCCAUCCUGCACCACUAGAACCAUCGAUCAACUGCACCACCUGCCGCCGCCAUGGAUGGAUGCAUGAACCAAACCAAGAAAACACUAGGCUUAAUUAAUAAUCAAUCAAUUAAUCAUCAUCUCUUGAUCCAAGUCAAGUGUAGCCGCAGAACGAACUGCAAAUUUGCAAAAUCGAUAUGGAAGAAAUGAUUUUAAUUAGUCCGUACUAAUUGGACACUUAA